CUCCGGCGUAACUUCCGCAGUCUGACUUUGCCGCAUGACUCGACCCGGCCAAUAGGAAAGCUUUCCGCCGGCGCGCGACUUGAUUCAGGAAGUCGCUCCCUUGUCCCGAAAAGUGGCGAAGAAUCAGCUCAUUUCGGGCAAAAAUGAGCGCUGAACUCGGGCUUCCCGCAAACGAAAACGGUGUUGAUCAAAAGGUUUUGGCCGCGUUUCCUCUCUGCGACGUGACGGAAGAGGACUUGCGACAGAACCCCCAAUUCUGUCAACUCCUGACCGCUCUCGCUCAUCACGUGGAUAAAAUGGGCCUCACUGGGCCGCUGAAAACAGAGCUGGAAAAGGCUGAGCAGAAGCUGAUGAGCCAGCGGCGGGUGUGGCUGCAGUCGGAAAGCCUGACCGGGGCGCUGCAGGAGAUGAUCCAGGACCACAAAGUCAGGAAGCGUCACGCCGCCGUGCCACCCGACCAGAGCACGUUCUACGAGACCGUGGAGAAGUGCCUUCUCGUGGCCCGGUGCGCGAGACUGCUCGAUCCCAGCGACACGACCGAGAAGGAUCGGCCCUCGGUUUUGGCUUUGACCCCCCAACGGGUCACGGAGUUCAUGCCUUCUGCCAAUAGCGUCGAAAGAAUGAAGCAGAUUUUACCCGCAGCGCUGGAGGAGCACCUCAGCAAGAAAUGUUUCACUUUUCUCUGCUACUAUCAGCCCGAAUGCGAGAAUCGGAACCAGAGUCCGGAGAGAAAAACGUUGUCUCAUCUGACUGCGCAACUCAAGCAGAGCAAAAAGAAGGCGGAGGAUUUGAAGGAACGCUCCCGGGAAAAGAGAGCGCUCCUCCAAAGGCAGACGCGACUCGGCCUUUCCGAGAUGAUACAGUGCGUGCGGCUCAUGCAGUCUUUCAUCCUGGAGAACCGCUUGAAGUUCCAGGUUGAUUUGGACAGGGACAAGCUGGACUACUUUGAAGGAAAAUGCGAAUUAAUCUCGCAGAAGAUCAAGGCUGAGAUGGUUGCCGUUCGACUGGAAACGUACACAGUUGACUCCAUUUCUGCCCACAAAGAAAUAAGAAAAAGUCUGCAGUCAGAGUUGAGAAGCUGCCAGGCGGAGAAAAACUCAGUGGAAUCCAAGUUGUUCUCUUUUGAGAUCUUGGGAAAGGAAUUUGAGGCCCUGGCUGAGGAGUACGGCAAACUACGACAAGAAAUUGACGUCAAAAACUGGGCCCUGAAGGAAUUCGCCACGUACGACGACCAGUGACGAUCGGGGCUGACCCGGUGCCGGCGGACAGACGUUGGACGAGGACGUGAUUGUUUUUUUUUUUUUUUUUUUUUUUUUCCCCCCCACCAGGAGAUUUGAAUGGAAUAGGAUUCAAUCUUUGUUCGUGGAUUGUUCCCCACAUGUACUGAAUCAAAUAAAUACACGCAAAGUUGCCGUUAUUGUACAUUAGUGUCCUGUGAGAAAAAUGAUUCCAUUUGAAAAAUACAUGGUAAUCUUUCCCAAUAUCACUUUAGGAUAGAUUGUUGCACAGAGUCCAACUGAGUCGUGGAAACGCGGCACCGACACCGACCUGUACGUGACAUACUCGGCCAUUCAAGCUGACCCAGGGAGGAAAAGAUUUGAAUUCACCGUGAUCUAAAGUAUGCGUGUAUGGAAGUAGACGAGUGCCACCGGGAUUUGAAUUUGAAACGUUAAAGUCAAUAAUUCGCUGUCUGAAAUUCAACUUCAUUGUAAAAAUUCACUUUUGGUGUGAAGCGCCACCGGGAUUGCACCGCCGCAGAUAUGUCACAUGACUCAGAAAGCUUAACUGGAUUGGCUGGCUGCUGGGUUCUGAAAUGCUUUGGUCAUGUCUGUGACCGAAGGUAACCCCUUCUUCUACGACGUUGAAUUUCAGACACUGAGUUGUUGAAUUUAACAUUUCAAAUUCAAAUCCCGGUGACACUUUUGACGGAUGGUGUGCCGUGAGAUUUGUUUUGUUCCCCUCGCAAAAUAUGCGCAAAACGGAUGCGGCACAAGUGCACGGGUUCAUGUAGUGCCCGAUGAUCCCCACUAGAGGGCGGAAGAGGACCAUCCAGUUCCAUGUUUUGAGAUUUGGUCGGGGCGCAAACGAAUGCCUCGAUAAUAAAGAUAUUUUCAAUAUAUUGGGGCUUGGAAAGUCACAUUUUCUCCUCCAGCUUGUUUCCUGGUGGCUUGCGGACUCAAAACAGUCACAUUCAAGGUUUUUUUUUCUUUUUUUUUU
Syngnathoides biaculeatus (alligator pipefish) is the source of this 2217-nucleotide messenger RNA. RefSeq names its product HAUS augmin-like complex, subunit 4 (gene haus4). The coding region runs from base 144 to 1238 and encodes 364 amino acids. The transcript is spliced from 9 exons. Gene Ontology annotation, biological process: spindle assembly; centrosome cycle. Gene Ontology annotation, molecular function: microtubule minus-end binding; nucleotide binding. The record is from RefSeq and is a predicted model, not a curated record. Gene Ontology annotation, cellular component: HAUS complex. NCBI's taxonomy places the organism in Eukaryota, Metazoa, Chordata, Actinopteri, Syngnathiformes, Syngnathidae.